Molecule: messenger RNA, 7963 nt
Organism: Linum trigynum
Lineage: Eukaryota; Viridiplantae; Streptophyta; Magnoliopsida; Malpighiales; Linaceae
Source: the annotation of a GenBank genome assembly
UACAAAUGAAAUUGUAAUUUAUGUAAUUGUUACAUAAUGGUGUUUAUUUAACAGUUAUAGAAUGUUGUUCUAUGGUCUAAUAAUAAAAACAAGUUAUAGAAACUAACAUUUUAUGAAUUUGUAAUUUACGUAAAUAUUAUAGAACAUUGCUACAUAAAUCUAUCAUAAUGUGUGAUCUAAUAAUGAAAUACAAUUUCAAAAAGUAACAUAUGGUUAAAACUAUUAGGCCAAGGUUAGUUAACUUUGGAGAACUUUCGCGUAAUACAAAUUAAUGACAUGUUAAUUAUUUUUGUUAUUUAGUAAUAAAUAGUGAACACACUCUAAUAUGCCAGGUCAUGAUCUUUAGUUUUCCCCAUCCUUGCUACACUUGUGACCUUUUUGGUACCUAAUUCACAUGUAUUGUCUAAUACACCCUUAUAUGACGUUAUAAUCUAAAAGGAAUGAAAUAGGGCUAUGUUCGACAAUAUAUAAAUCAUUAUGCAUGUAAAAUGACUUAAAGGAACCUAGAUAUGAAGUAUAAAUAACACCAAUUUGGGUGUUAUCAACUUCCCCCACACUUAGGCUUUUGAUUUUCUCCAAGCAAACCUACUCAAACCAGUGCAACUUGAUAGAAAGAUGAACGCGGUAUGCAACAUAGUUCUUCAUUGCACGGGAUAGAGUAGUCGAGACGAAUGAACAUUAUUCUCCUCUUAGUGUGAAACUACAAAAUCCCUAAUGAGGACCACAUAGACUACAUAGGGUUGGAUAUUCAAGGUGUGCAUCGAGAGAUUUCUCAAAACACAUUAAAGUUCAAAUGAAGGUGCUUUUCAUUCUUUCUUUCUUUCAAAGUAGUAGUUGCCAUUUUUCAAUCUCCUUUUUGAACUUUAAUGUGUUUUGCACCAAAAGUUUGCAAAGGUUGCAAAAUUGGCAUCUCUCCCUCGUAACCAAGAAGGAAAGAAUCAUUGUCUUCUCUAUAUCGGUCACAUGUGGGGAACGCAAUGGUUGGAUUCGUCUUAGCUCUAACACCAUUCCCCAGCCUGCACUCCACAUUGGGUUUCCACACAUGUUCGGUACAAACGAGAUUCGAGGUCUCGUGACCCGCUAAAAAGUACUUUGUACCUCCAUAUAAGUUCGUGAGGAGGAGAGGUGUUUGGGGGAUGAAAAAUAGUAAAGAUGAUCUGGAUGCGGUAAAGCUAUAUGGUCCCUAAACACAUCCUCAAAUGGCACUCCAAACAGAGAGAAAAGCCCUUUGACGGCUUAACUCAAACACUAUGCUCGGUUGCCUCCCACGUGAGAACCUCCUUUUUCAAAAGAUCUUUCGUAAUUGAGCAUAUUUUUUGCAAAUAUUUUCAAGUCCAACAUUGGGUAGAGAAUCCCGCACACAUAUGUCCUAACCUAAAUAGCAAAUGUUAUGAACUCACCAAAGAGGAAGAUAAGAGUAAAAUUCUUCAUAUACCGGUACUCUACUCAUGCAAAUGUUUGAAACCCUCAAAUUUUGAAUUUUUUGGGUAUAACAUUCAAGGUUCAAGACCCAAUCAAUUGACCAUUAUAUUCAAUCAGCACAAAACACAAUCAAUCAAGUAUGCACUCCCACAAGCAAUCAUUAAUGUCUUACAUUCAUAAUCAAGGGAGGCUACUACGAUUCAUGGCAUAAUCAGCAUAAUGAUCAAUCAAACAUUCAGUUAAAGCACACAUCCCCCACACUUGAGAGACACAUUGUCCUCAAUGUGGAAGUUGUAAAGGUAAGAUCAAAAGGGGUUACCAUAGGGUGAUUUGUGGGUUGGUGAGGUUACACAAGUGUAGUUCCCUCGGUCUUCCUAGUGUUUUUCACAACGACAAAACGCAUAAGAAAAAGAGAUAGGAGGUUAUUGGACAUAAGUACGAAAAACAUAGAUAGAUAUAAUGAUUAGUAUAUUGUCGGAUAUAACCCUCUUUCGUUCCUUUUAGAUUGUAUCGUCAUACUAGGGUGUAUUAUACAACAAAAUUAACUAGAUCAAUUUAAUGGUUCGUUUGUAGGGUUGGCAGUUCGGUUACCGGUUAAACCGAUAACCUACCGGUUAUCCACUAACUGAUAACCAAGCUUCGGUCGGUUAUCGAAGGCUGGACGAAAUGGUUUUUGGUCUUAAAAGUGGUUCGGUUAACCGAUAACUGAGAAGCCAAAGCCUAUUUCGGGCGGUUUUCGGUAUGGGGAGUGGUUAUUUCGGUUAAUCGAUAACCGACCGAUCGAUUAUCGGUUAUAACCGAAAUAACCGAACUGCCACCAUAUUCGUUUGUAUCGGGUGAUUCUCAAUCCUAAACUAUACAAAAAUACAUACACUAUACACCCAACUACAUAUAGCUUGGGUUAACCGGCCGAUCGAUUACCGGUUAUAACCGAAAUAACCGAACUGCCACCCUAUUCAUUUGUAUCGGGUGAUUCUCAAUCCUAAACUAUACAAAAAUACAUACACUAUACACCCAACUACAAAUAGCUUGGGUUAACCGGCCGAUCGAUUACCGGUUAUAACCGAAAUAACCGAACUGCCACCCUAUUCGUUUGUAUAGGGUGAUUCUCAAUCCUAAACUAUACAAAAAUACAUACACUAUACACCUAACUCCAUAUAGCUUUAUAUAUGGAAAUGUUUCUUUUCAUAUACGGUAUACCUACAUUGAAAUGAGUGAUAGUUGGAAGGAUUUAGUUCAACGCAUGGUUGUCAUGCCGGUGGCAUGCCACCCGGUUGAACCUGGUUCAAUCUGUGCCGGUCAUGAAACCGGCAUGACACCACUGGUAUGAUCGACUUACUUAUUCUAAGUAAAAUGACAUCAUUUUAAUGAAUUUAAUGAAUAAAAAUAAUAAUUUAUUAUUCAUUUUAUGAAUGUAAUAGUUAAAAGUUGAUGAUAUUUGUUGGAUUGUAACUAAAUUGUCCACAAAAAUGUUUUAUAUAUGAUUAAAUACAUUGGAUAUUAAUUGUUUUCACAUUUUUUUAGACCGGCAUGAACCGGCACAAACUGAUUAUACUACCGGUUGUACCAUUCCACUUGCCAAACCGGCACAACGGUAUAAUCGGUUUGACAACCUUGGUUCAACGUGAAACACUGAUCCUUCUUGGAAUCCUUUCCCACUAUAGUUCUCUUGUAAGGAUGAAUUGACGAAGAUUGAUAUUUAUGGGAGGGACACACAGAGGUGCAUGCAGAGACAAACUGUAUGGUACGAAAUGGGCGCUGCAGCCAGUCAGCCACUAACCAUGCAAAAAGCAAGCCGACGAAGGAAACCCAUUUUAGCAAAAGCAUCCACCCAUUUUGGACCUGGCUGUGAAGCCUUUGUCCUCUUUCACCCUCCCCUCGCGUCCUCAAUAGAUAGAGAAUGAGAUAAGAUAAUGGGCGCUCACCGCCACGUGGCACUGCCAUUGUGGUGGCUCUUAAUCUUAACGAUGAGGCCCUCUGCCUCUCCAUUUCGAAAACCAAAUCCUGUGGCCAGAAAUGGGCUAACAGUGUCGUGAACCCAAUCCAAACCAACGGUAAGAUCGACUCCUCCACCAAUCAUCGACCGUCGGAUGGUAGGAAAAGGGAAUUGGGUCAGAGCACUAUAAGAAGGGCAGCUCUGUUUUGGGGGAGAGGCAGAGAAGAAGGGAAAAAAGCAAGCAGCUUUACUGAGUAGUGAAACCCAGAAGGCAGAGCAAGGCGAAUUGUAGAAAUGGCGUCCAUGAUUUCGUCCUCCGCCGUGGCCACCGUGAGCCGCACCGGCGCUCAGGCCAGCAUGGUCGCCCCUUUCACCGGCCUCAAGUCCACCGCCGCCUUCCCCGCCACCAGGAAGUCCGUCAACGACAUUACUUCCAUCACAAGCAACGGUGGCAGAGUCCAGUGCAUGAAGGUGUGGCCACCACUGGGUUUGAAGAAGUACGAGACCCUCUCCUACCUUCCCCCAUUGACGGAGGAGCAGUUGGGCAAGGAGGUCGACUACCUGCUCCGCUCCGGAUGGGUUCCUUGCCUCGAGUUCGAGUUGGAGCACGGUUUCGUGUACCGUGAGAACAACAGGUCCCCAGGGUACUAUGACGGAAGGUACUGGGUUAUGUGGAAGCUGCCCAUGUUCGGGUGCACCGACUCGUCCCAGGUGCUGAAGGAGCUCCAGGAGUGCGUCAAGGAGUACCCCCAGGCCUUCGUUCGCAUCAUCGGAUUCGACAACAAGCGUCAGGUGCAGUGCAUCUCCUUCAUCGCCUACAAGCCCGAAGGAUACAACUAAAACUCGCCGACCUCUAAUUUCUACAUACCUACGCCCACCAAAAUGAAAGGGUCUUUUGGCAUUGUUUUGACGAAGUGUUACAUAUGUGGAUGCCAGGCCUUUUUGUCCACCUUUUGCGUUUUCUUAUUCUUGUUGUUUUUUGUUGAAAUUUUCAAUGUUUUCCCCGUGGCUGGAUUCGGAUGUUGAGUCCAACGGAUGAGAAUUGUUCAAAUAAUAAUAAUAGUACUUUGCAUAUACUGUACUUUUGUGUUUAAUCAGUUCACUUAUGGAAUCGGCUAUCCCAAUCUUUCUUUCAUUUGAUUGGUUGAUGUUGUGUUGAAUAAGGAUGCUUGCUAGUUUGGAUAAGAAUGGUUGGUACUAUUGCCAAAUGAGUGGUUGUUGAUGGUUACUAGUUGCUACUGCUUCCAAGUCCAACAAAAAAACUACAGGAUUUUCCCAUGUAGCUCAUGGAUAUUGGGAAUUCUGCGGUGCUGUUACAGCAAUUGUGCCGGUACUUACUCUGGUCGGUUCACUCAGGUUUGUUUGAUUCAAUGGGUUAGAUUAAUUUAUUAACUCUUUAAAAGAACAACUUCAAAGUUAAUAUUUUAUAGAGUUCCGUUAUAAGGGGUGUUCUUUUUGUAAUUAAUCAAAUCUUGAAUGAGUUAUUGUGUCAUUAGGGUUCUAAUUGACGUACUUAUUAAUUAACUUUUUAAAAGAACAAGUUCAAAGUUACUAUUUCAUAGAAUCACAUCAUAAGGGGUGUUUUUUGUAAUUAACCAAAUCUUGAAGGAGUUGUUUUGUCAUAAGGUUCUAAUUAAUUUACUUAUGACAAUUGAACCCAAAUUGAACCAAAUCAAUAGGCAUUCGACCCGGUUAGAGCGAGUUGAAUAUGUGUUGACGAAUUUUGGGCUUCCCAAAGGUUGCCAAAACGUGAUGUUGACGAUUUUUGCAUCAUAUUUUACACGUUUUCCUCAUAUACGGGAUUGGGCAUGUGUGGUUUUGGUUGGGGGAGUUGAACCAGGUAUUGGCGGGGUUUGCUUCGGGAAUUUUUUUACAUGGAAUUAAGUCAGGUGUGCACUUUGUUAAGCUGGGUGAACCGAUGUCGACAAAUUUUUUUUCGAUGAAUGGGUGGAAUCUUAUUCAUCAAAUACGAUCAAGUACAAGUUUACAAUAAACGAGCAGUAACAAAACCGCCACUAGCCCUCAACAAAACAAUAAACCCUAAAACCAAAAACCUCACCUACUUGUAUACUUGUAAUUAUGCACAAAUACUACAUCAGGGCUGCACCUUUGUACCACAAGGACUGAAGCAUAGCCGAUUCAGCAAACCUGAGAUCACCUAUCUCUUUAGCUUCCAUCACCCCUGCAUCUUCUUGACAAGCUCUCCCACAGAUAGCUGCUUCCCGCCGUAGACUCUCCUACACCGUUCUCGCCAUACCUCGCUCAGUACUAAACACCAGAGGACUCUGCCAACCAAACACUUACCGGAGCGCUGAGUUGCUGAAAACACCGCCUGCUGCAGGUUAUGAGAAAUCGGGAGCUGCCAUGACGUCGACAAAAUUGCGUUGGCACACGUUUUUGUAAUUGUGGAUUUUGUUGGGCGAGUUGAACCAGGCGUGCAAUUAAUUAACUUGUGACAAUUGAAUCCAAAUUGAACCCAAAUCAAUGGGUAUUCGACCUACUUUGACACGAUUAAAGCGAGUUGAACCCAAUGUUGAAGCAUUUGGCUCAACAACGAGUUUUGCACGCUUAAAUCCUUGAAGCUUGGAGGAGUUUUUGUGCCAUUGAGGUUCUAAUUAAUCAGCUUAUGAUAAUUGAACCCAAAUUAAUGGGCAUUCGACCUAUGUUGACCCGGUUAAAAUGAGUUGAACCCGGUGUUGACGAAUUUUGCCUCAACAACUAGCUUUGCACACUAAAAUCAUUGGGUAUUUGACCUAUGGGUAAAAUAUGUGUAAUUUAGUCAGAAUCACUCCCGGAGCUGAUGGCCUUUCAAUGUUAUUCUUUCGAAUAAUUUGGAAUGUUAUUGGUGAUGAGGCUGACUCCAAUGGAGCCUCCAUUAUUGACGAUAAUCGCCAUCUGGAUCACCAUAUGUGGGAAAGGGACUGGCAAUUCCCGGGAGAAAUGGGGACCGGGCUAGCGGUUGUCCCCGCCACUAGACUUUUUUAAAAAUAUUUACGGUUUAAUUAGGGGUUUAUUAAUUAGGAAUUUAAUAAUUAGGGCUUCAAUGUUUGUUUGAAUUAAUAUUUUGUUUAACUUCUUUUUUCCUACUUUUCUUGUAUUGAUCUCUUAAAAAUAUUUAAAAUUAUGUUUAUUUGAUAAAAUGACAUAAAUUAAAUGCAUUCUAUUUAAAAUUUAUGUUUAUCAUUUUCAAGUUGUUUGUAAACAAAAACUAGACCGAUGUAAGAAGAAAAAAUAUAUUAUUAAAAUAAAAAUGCAUUCUUGAAUUACAAAACAAAUUGUCACCAACUAUAACUUUAAUUGUAUUACAAAGCAUCCCAACACCGAUACCAAGCAAUAAGAAUGACUAAUUAUUUUCAUGCAAGUUCCAAAUAUGCUCGACCAAGUCUUCAAGAAGCCCAUGAUGUGUUGGUGCAGCACGAAGCCUAUUAUUCCUAGCCAAGUACUUAGUUAGGGUUGGAAUAUGUCUGUCGACAUUAGUUGGUUGUUGGUCGUGGACCUCAUAAUCAAUACUAUCUUCCAUCUCAUCGUCAGAAUUAACAUGUUCAUCCUCGAUUAUAAUGUUGUGCCAAUAUAAUGCAGGUCAAUAAUCUAUCAUUAGUUGUGGCAACAUCCCAAGAUCUCGCAGGGCCACGAACGAUGGAAGUGAGUUGAAGGAGAGGAGUGCUUCGAGGGCCGAGUAUGAGCGAAAAAGGAUGGUAUUCCAAGGAAAAAAAUCGAAGCGAGAUGAAGAAAAGCGGGAUCUUGAGAAAAAGGGAUAGGGAAGAAAAGUGGGAACUUGAGAAAAGAGAGAGGGAAGCGGCACUACUUUGGGAAAACAUUGAUCUUUAUGAAAGAGACUUGUCGAAGUUGACACCAAGAAAGAGGAAGUAUUGGAGAAAUAAACACAACGUGCUUCUAGGGUAUGAUCAAGAUGAUCCCAACUAUUUAUCCAACGCAAGUCAGACCGGAGGAGGAGAUGAAAGUGAAGUGUCAAACCGGGGUGCAAAAUUAGUACGAUAUUGUCCGCUUUGUACCAAGCCUGCAUGAUUUUACUCUUGGGUGUCCUCGCUAAAAGGCCCCGUACUACUUGGGCUAGGUGGAUACUUAUAUACAAGGGUUUCCUUCUCUUGUAUUUCCGAUGUGGUACUUGGAUUGUCCCAUAACAAUCCUCCCCCCAAGACAAGGACCACGAACUUCGUGUCCUCUUCUCAUCGAUUAUCUUGAUCAGCCGGACACCUUGUAUAAAUGGGCUUCUCGAUACAAGGAUUUCCCCAAACGCAGCCCGCACGGUUUUACUCUUGGGUGUCCUCCCCAAAAGGCCUCGUACUAAUUGGGCUAGGUGGGCACUUAUAUACAAGGGUUCAUUCCCUUGUAUUUCCGAUGUGGUACUUGGAUUGUCCCAUAACAGGAAGGAAGAGAUUACGGGAAUUACUAUUCUCUUAUGGGCGAUUAAUGACAUGUUAUUUGUUUCAUCUUUAUCAUUUCAAGUGUUGUGUGUAAUCUUUAACCUUUAUCAUUAUCAAGUGUUGUGUGUAACCUCUGAGUUGUAACAUUUCAACUAUUAUGUGAACUCUUUAAACUUUAUCAUUUUCAAGUGUUGUGUGUAAAGAAAAAUUAGGUCAAUCA